AUGCGAGAAGUGGAAACAGGAUUCCUGUCUGGCAUAUGGGUUCAGUGCCAUCCCAGGAGAACGCCAGAAUGGCUCUCAGAAGAUGAACGCCGUGUUUUCAUGACUCCAGCGACCGGAUUCAUCGGUGUUUAUUUCCCUGCUCGACUUCUUCGUCAGCCCUCUGUUAAAAACGUCGCUUAUCUCGUUGCUACCAUCGGCCGACGGAAGUCAUUCCAUUUCACCUCUAGUAUCGAUGCAUGGGGUCUGAAUGGAUUGAUUGUGGGUACCCGUAAGUGCCUCGAGGUUGACACCCUUGAACCAAACCUGAAAGGACUUCCAUACGAUAUUAGAUACGCGGCCACCAUUUAUGGGCCUGGUUUCGUCAUCGGAGACUCCAAAACGGGUGCAGGAAAUCCGGACGAUUUCUUCGCUCGCCUGAUGGUUGUGUCGAUUCAGCUUGGAGCAUUUCCACAUUUGCCUCGGCAAAGAAUAGAAUACGUGACGGCGGACAAUGUCUGUGAUGCGAUGCUUCAUAUUGUUUUCAACAACGGAAAUCAGGGCCAUUCGUUCAGUCUUGUUGCUACCGACCCGUCGGUAAACCUGGAAAAGACGGUCGAGGUAAUUAAUGAUGCUGGGCAUCCUGUUGAUAGAAUCCCGUACUGGAACUGUGUGAAGAGACUCCACGCCCCUAUGAACGUAGAUAACCCGUUGAUGCCCUUGAUGCCUCUUUUGCAAGUGAAGGUCUGGGAUGCCCCAGAUAUCGGAUAUGUUCCCUUCAGUCCUGACCAACUGAACCAGUUCUUGGCUUCCUGGAAAGCGAAGGGCUUUUAUGGUGUUUGA
This is a messenger RNA of Penicillium argentinense, 819 nucleotides long. RefSeq lists its product as uncharacterized. The transcript is spliced from 4 exons. Lineage: Eukaryota; Fungi; Ascomycota; Eurotiomycetes; Eurotiales; Aspergillaceae. The record is from RefSeq and is a predicted model, not a curated record. The coding region runs from base 1 to 819 and encodes 272 amino acids.